GUGAGGAAUGGUUUCACAACCCCUUAUGCCCCCCCUGAUAUUCUUUUGAGUUUUGAAUCUACAAUUUCUUGACCCAUUUUUUUUCAACAAAUUUUUGCUUGUAAAAUGGCGAAAACCAGCUAUUGUGCAGCUCCUCUCAUCCUUCUACUCCUUUCGACCUCCUCUUUAAUGGUGGUGGUGGAGUCCGCCAUUGGAGUAAAUUGGGGAACCGUUUCAUUUCACCGGCUCACUCCCUCCAUUGUCGUCCGUCUCCUCAAGGACAACAAGAUAUCGAAAGUGAAACUCUUUGGUGCGGACCCAGAUAUUCUUUCAGUUCUUAUGGGUACUGGGAUUGAGGUUAUGGUGGGCAUUCCCAACGAGAUGUUGUCCGACUUAAGCUCGUCCCCUAAUGUUGCAGAUUUGUGGGUUCGCCAGAAUAUAUCCAGAUAUUUGGUUAGAGGUGGUGUUAAUAUCAGGUAUAUUGCUGUUGGGAAUGAGCCAUUCCUCACCAGCUAUUCAGGUCAAUUCCAAUCCUAUGUUGUCCCUGCUCUGCUCAAUCUACAACAGUCCCUAGUAAAAGCAAAUGUGGCAAAUUUUGUAAAGCUAGUAGUCCCUUGCAAUGCUGAUGCAUAUGAGUCUACUGUUCCUUCUCAAGGAGCCUUCCGCCCUGAACUGACCCAAAUCAUGACUCAACUUGUUUCCUUCCUCAACUCGAAUGGUUCCCCCUUCGUUGUCAACAUCUAUCCUUUUCUGAGCCUCUAUGGAAACUCAGAUUUCCCCCAAGACUACGCAUUCUUUGAUGGCACAUCUCACUCUGUCACAGAUGGGCAAAAUGUUUAUUCUAAUGCUUUUGAUGGCAAUUUCGACACACUAGUAGCUGCUCUUAACAGAAUUGGAUAUGGUCAGAUGCCCAUAGUCAUUGGUGAGAUCGGCUGGCCCACAGAUGGAGUUCUGAGUGCAAAUCUCACUGCUGCAAGGGCCUUCAACCAGGGUCUCAUAAAUCAUGUCCUUAGUAACAAAGGAACCCCUCUGAGACCAGGUGCCCCACCAGUAGAUGUCUAUCUUUUCAGCCUUCUUGAUGAAGGAGCAAAGAGCGUACUUCCUGGGAACUUCGAGAGGCACUGGGGGAUAUUCUCUUUCGAUGGUCAGGCUAAGUACCCACUGAACCUUGGCUUGGGCAAUGGGCUAUUGAAGGAUGCGGAGGACGUUCAGUACCUUCCAUCAAAGUGGUGUAUUGCGGAUCCAUUGAUGGAUCUCUCAGGUGUGGUUAACCAUUUCAAACUUGCUUGCAGCGUUGCAGACUGCACAACACUCGAUUAUGGGGGAUCAUGCAAUGGAAUUGGAGCAAAGGGGAACAUCUCAUAUGCCUUCAACAGUUAUUAUCAGCUGCAAAAGCAGGAUGCACAUAGUUGUGAUUUCGAUGGGCUUGGUAUGGUCACUUUCCUUGAUCCUUCCGUUGGCGACUGCAGGUUCCUUGUUGGGAUCAAUGACAAGAAUUCUGGUGUCCGGCUACAUCAUGAAUAUUUUGCUGCUUGGGGUAUAUUAUUGGGGGUUUCUGUUUUACUAUGACUAUCUGGUUUUCUAUGAUGUGAAAUGGUUUCAUAAGUGUGGUUUUUUCACGGUCCCUUCUUCUGAAACCGGUAUGAGUUACUGCACAAUACAUAUAGUGUAAUACAUAUAGAGAGGGAGAAAUAGAUAUGUAUCGUUGUAUUUUUUUACAGUCAUGAGAACACAAAGUAGUUCAUCAUCAUUUUGUAACUGUUAUGAUUCAUUUGUGAAAGCUUCUCUCUUGGGAAACUAACGGAUUUUUGGUUGAAUGUUUGGAACA
Molecule: messenger RNA, 1807 nt
Organism: Telopea speciosissima
Lineage: Eukaryota; Viridiplantae; Streptophyta; Magnoliopsida; Proteales; Proteaceae
Product: glucan endo-1,3-beta-glucosidase 6-like
Exons: 2
Coding region: 106-1548 (480 amino acids)
Biological process (GO): carbohydrate metabolic process
Cellular component (GO): plasma membrane
Molecular function (GO): hydrolase activity, hydrolyzing O-glycosyl compounds
Source: RefSeq, a predicted model, not a curated record